Messenger RNA from Colletotrichum lupini, 3618 nucleotides. RefSeq names its product FAD binding domain-containing protein. Bases 1 to 3618 code for a protein of 1205 amino acids. Gene Ontology annotation, molecular function: FAD binding; oxidoreductase activity. The record is from RefSeq and is a predicted model, not a curated record. The transcript has 8 exons. Lineage: Eukaryota; Fungi; Ascomycota; Sordariomycetes; Glomerellales; Glomerellaceae.
AUGGUUUCUUCCCGUCCGCGUACUCCAGACUGUCAGUCGGACCGGUUUGGGGCAUUGCAGCCUUGCCACAUACGACUCUGGAUAACGCAGUUGCAAUGCUGCCAUUACAAUCCGUAUCGAGUUCGAAAGGAGGCGGAGUUUACAUCCAUCUCGAAAAGCCGAGGCCCUCGUGCUUCCAGGGGUAGAGAUGUUGGCAUCCCGCAUGAUGGAUGCGAGGGAUAUAUGAGUUCCAGAACCAGUCACACUUUUCGUGGCUUGCACCUAAUCUUCAUCAACAUGAGGCUCUCUUAUCUGGCCGUAGCCACCGCCUUGGCUACCAUCACAACAGCUGCAGCAACCCCCAAGCAGCAAUGUCACUGCCUGCCCGGUGACUCUUGUUGGCCCUCAGUCUCCGCCUGGAACCUGCUCAACGCAACCGUUGGUGGGCGUCUGGUCGCCACCAAGCCCAUUGGAUCGCCCUGCCAUGAUCCUACAUACGAUGCCGCGGCUUGUGCUGCUCUGCAGUCAUCCUGGACCAACCCCUUGACACACAUUCCCUCCUCGUCUUCUGUUAUGCAAUCUUACUUUGCCAACCAGUCCUGCGACCCUUUUACUGACAGAGCUGUCCCCUGCACCCUCGGCAACUAUGUUAGCUACGCUGUCGAUGUCCGCUGCACCGCAGACGUCAGCCUUGCUCUCACGUUUGCCAAACUCAACAACCUCCGAGUCGUCGUCCGCAACACCGGUCAUGACUUCCUUGGACGUUCUACCGGUGCCGGGGCCCUUGCGAUCUGGACCAACCACUUGAAGACUAUUGACUUCUCAACAUGGUCUGACAAGUACUACACCGGCCCGGCCGUGAAUGUCGGUGCCGGUGUCCUCGGUUACGAGAUCCUUGAGGCUGCCCAUGCAAAGGGUCUUGCUGUCGUCUCUGGUGAAUGCGCCACAGUUGGCCUUGCUGGCGGUUUCACUCAGGGAGGUGGCCACUCUGCCUUGUCAACUCAGUUCGGUCUCGGAGCCGAUCAGACCCUCGCCUUCCAAGUAGUCACCGCCGACGGUAAGACUGUCGUCGCCUCUGCGACACAGAACACCGACUUGUACUGGGCCCUCAGCGGUGGCGGCGGCGGCACGUUCGGCGUCGUCACUGGCCUGACCGUCCGUGCCUACCCGGCCCAAACCGUCGGCGGUGCUGCCUUCCAGCUUCUCGCCGCGACGACCACGCCCGAGAAGUUCAACGCCGCUGUCUCCAAGUUCCACGAGCUGCUGCCCGCCAUGACAGACCAGGGCGCUUUUGCUGUCUUCCUCCACAACGCCCAGUUCCUCGUCCUUCGUCCCUUGACUGUCUGGAACUCGACUGCUGCCUACGUUCGCGACGUCGUCCUUGCGCCCUUCACCAAGGCCCUCCAGGAGGAACUUGGUAUCACUCUGGCCGUUGCUUACAGCGAGCUGUCUUACCGCGACCACUACGACCGCUACAUGGGUCCUCUUCCCCAAGGCAACCUUGAGGUGACGCGCUACCAGUUCGGUGGUCGUCUUAUCCCCCGCGAAGCGAUCGAGAACAACAACGCAGAAUACCAAAAGGUCGUCCAGAACCUGACCGCCAACGGCGUCCUCCUCGCCGGUAGCGUCGGACACUACAACAAGCCCGCCGGUGCGCCCGAGAACUCGGUUCACCCGGCGUGGCGCAAGGCCGUCAUGCAGCUCCAGCUCAUUACUAACUGGGACAAUGCUGCGCCGUGGGCCGAUAUGGAGGCUUCGCAGAAACGCAUGACGGAGGAGUUCGUGCCUUGGAUUACGGCUGUUACUCCGGGUAGCGCUUCGUACAUGAACGAGGCUGACUUCAGGCAGCCGGAUUGGCAGAAUGCCUUCUUUGGUACCAACUACGCCAAGUUGCUCACGAUUAAGAAGAAGUAUGAUCCUGAAUCGCUCUUCUACGUCCUUAAGGGCGUCGGUAGCGAGGCGUGGACUGUUGCAGCCAACGGACAGAUGCUAUCUCUAGGGUUGAGGAUGUUCUCUCCAGUCAUUGUACAAAUUGCGGUAGCGAGUCUGACCGAAUGCCCCCUCCUUUGCGUCACAAAGAAGAUCCAAUCAGUGCUAGUCUGUGGCAGGAUACCCGCUCACUUUGCUGAGGUUUCUCACAUGAUUGCAUCAACAAGAACCGCCACUCUGUUACUCUCAGAUCACCACGGGGUCCACCGAAAUCACAGAACCAUGUCUUUGACGGAUGAAAUCUACCCUACGCUGAGUCGCGAAACAAAAUCAACCAGGCUCCUGCAAUUUCAGCCCCAGCAGGAAGACGAACCCUUGCAAUGCACGCUGACAACACACUCGCUUAACGACGCUCCCCCGUUUAUCGCUCUCUCAUACGUUUGGGGAGCGCCUGAACCAACCCACGACAUAACCAUCAACGAAGUUACAUUCCGGGUGCGAGAGAAUCUAUGGCACGCCCUCCAACAACUGGAAAAUAUCGCCAACAACGACGGAAACUGCAUCUCACAGCAGAAGAAGUCCGGCACGAUAUUACCAAAAUACUUCUGGGUUGACGCGAUUUGCAUCAACCAACAUGACAACUCGGAGCGCGGUCAUCAAGUCGGCUUGAUGAAGGACAUUUUUUCCAUGGCACACUUUGUGAUUUCGUGGAUAGGACAGGAAGAAGGCGAAAUCGCCGCCAUGCUUGAAUAUCUCAAGGGCCUCAAGCACACUGCCCGAAGGGAGAGGAACCACUACCUUCGCUCACAGAAGCGGAAGUUCUCUUUUAAAGACGUAAAGUGGUUUGUGUCACGACCGUAUUGGUCCCGGAUAUGGAUUGUGCAAGAGUUUACUUUGGCUAGAGAGUUAUGGGUAUUAUGCGGAUCUGUCGCCAUAUCAUGGACUUCCCUGCAACAGUUUCGACCAUUUGGCAUAUCUGACCAGACAAAUCUUGGGUUCAAGCAUCUCUCAAAGUCGGAAAGUCAUUACAGCAUCGAGCCCCGUGUCAACAGCUGUAGAGAGUUAUCAAAACUCCGACGGUCGUGGCAAACAGAUCCGAAACGCCCUUCCUUCACAGACAAAGACCCCGGCUUUGGAGCGAGACCCAAAUUGACCCGCCUUCUCGCCUUUUCGAAAGACUAUCAUUGUACGGAUCCUCGGGACCGGGUGUAUGGUCUACUGGGGCUGACAGAGGAGGACGGCAUCCAAGACCGAUUGCCAGCUGACUACAACAUUACGCCGUUCCAACUCUAUCACCGAGUGAUCAACCAUUUGAAGAGUCAAGGGCAGUCUUUUCUCCCUCACCUGUUUCGUGACAGGCUUGCUCAGGGACUCCAAAUAUGCGAUCACGACAGUCUCCCAACGUCUACGUUUCUCUACGAAAUAGUGGCGAGCCGAUGUGUGAAAAGACUCCUACACACUGGUGCAAAUAUGUGGAGAGAGCAAUUUCUAAAGGAAGUCACGGGGUUUCUAGAGAUUGCGGAUGGAGAUGGUGAUGCUCAUGCAAUGUUCUCCAGGAUCAUCUGCGGAAUGAGCUCCUUUCCUUCCAACGAAGACCCAACCACUUGGGCAGAGUUUGUUGCAGCCCUAAAGAAUGCUUUGAGAGUUAAUGACAAAGACUUAUUGAAGUUCCCGACAAUUGAAGUUGAUAGUUUUAAUGAGAGGUCAUGA